Molecule: messenger RNA, 870 nt
Organism: Tribolium castaneum (red flour beetle)
Lineage: Eukaryota; Metazoa; Arthropoda; Insecta; Coleoptera; Tenebrionidae
Gene: vnc
Product: variable nurse cells
Exons: 2
Coding region: 299-805 (168 amino acids)
Biological process (GO): N-terminal protein amino acid acetylation
Cellular component (GO): NatA complex
Molecular function (GO): protein N-terminal-serine acetyltransferase activity; protein-N-terminal-glutamate acetyltransferase activity
Source: RefSeq, a predicted model, not a curated record
CAUGCCAGUUGACAACUGACAAGAAACCUCGCUCGAAAUAAAAGUCCCUAAAAAACACAUUUUCCUCUGCCUCGUCGUAAAAUACAAAAUAACCAACAAAAGUGCAUUUCCAACAAUUUUCAUUAUCAUGGUGUAAAGCCCAUCAAAUUAACAUUCAAAGGGUGGUACAUUGUCUGGACUUUUGUGCUGAGCCAAUUCCGGUUCAUUCGCGAACUCUUCAAAAGCGGCAGCGAAAACUCAAGCGUAACAGAACUCAAAACUGCAAGAAGUAAAACAAGGCGAAUCCGCAGAGAAUAAGAUGAACAUCCGCUGUGCAAAACCCGAAGACCUCAUGAACAUGCAGCACUGCAAUCUGCUCUGCUUGCCUGAAAACUACCAAAUGAAGUAUUAUUUCUACCAUGGGCUCAGUUGGCCCCAGCUCAGUUAUGUGGCAGAGGACGAGAAGGGCAACAUAGUGGGCUAUGUCCUAGCGAAGAUGGAAGAGGACAAUGAGGACCUAAAGCAUGGUCAUAUUACGUCCCUUGCGGUUAAAAGGUCGCACCGAAGGUUGGGUUUAGCGCAGAAACUUAUGGAUCAGGCGUCGGAAGCAAUGGUUGAGUGCUUUGAUGCCAAAUAUGUGUCUCUUCACGUCAGGAAGAGUAAUCGCGCCGCUUUAAAUCUCUACAAGAAUUCGCUCAAGUUCGAGACUGUCGAAAUUGAACCUAAAUAUUACGCAGAUGGCGAAGAUGCCUACUCGAUGAGGAGGGAUUUGUCGGAAUUUGCGAAAAAAAUGAAGACGAGAACUGACGAAAAAAAUGAAGAGUGAUUUUUUUGCUUUUGUAUGGUUUUAUUAUGUUUGUGAUGCAACGUUGAAUAAAUCAGUUGCCAAUU